This is a messenger RNA of Mya arenaria, 3929 nucleotides long. RefSeq names its product FMRFamide receptor-like. Gene Ontology annotation, biological process: G protein-coupled receptor signaling pathway. The transcript is spliced from 3 exons. NCBI's taxonomy places the organism in Eukaryota, Metazoa, Mollusca, Bivalvia, Myida, Myidae. The coding region runs from base 584 to 1915 and encodes 443 amino acids. Gene Ontology annotation, molecular function: G protein-coupled receptor activity. The record is from RefSeq and is a predicted model, not a curated record. Gene Ontology annotation, cellular component: membrane.
UUACAAGUUAAGCAACAGGUUGGGAUGAAUUGGCAUUAAUUACUCAUUGAUGAUAUUGGACAGUUUGGUGGCAUAUUGUAUAAGGAAGUCUUUAUUGGUUUUAUUUAACUGAUCCCGAUAUUGUCUCUAAGACUGCAGCUUAGCCACUGGACACUGGUGGACUGCUAAGUGGCUUGCUUCUAAAGAGUUGAUUGUUUUUUUCUAUGAUCUGAAGGGUUGUUUGUUUUACAAUCCGGACAACACUCACUAACAUUUUAACACUGUUUAGGGUCAGACUGUUUUUUAGUUGACAAGAUCUAUUGACAAAGGUGGAAAAUCUGUCAUCAACAAGAUUAUAAAGAAAAUGGACAUAAUUACACUGUGACAGUAGGUGUAGAAAAGUUAAGUAAAGAAGAGAAAGAUGAUUAAAGACAAGGGAGAUGUGGACAUUCUACUGGUCAACAAGCUCAGAUGUUCAUUACUGAUUCCUGUCUAAGCUCAAGACAAGAUUGCAGCAGGGCAGAACACACACAGGCAGGAAAUCCAUUUCAUUAGUCAUGAUGAACAUUUGACAAUACAAUUAAAUCAAACACCAAAAAUCAGAAUGCAGAAUCCUGAGAACUACCUCCCAGGCGUCCUUGACAACUACCCGGAAAUGUUUAACCGGACCAAUGUGAACAUCAGCGCCUACAAUUUCUCUAAUUACAGCUACGAUGGCUACAACUAUGACCAGUUUGAGGACUAUACCUUCACCUAUCCCCCUGAUCACCCAAUAUGUCAAAACAAUGGCUCCGCAAUCAGGGAAAAUUUCCCAUCAUACAACCUGUGCAUUCACAUUCUGCUUCCUGUCUUGUGCUCCAUCGGCAUUCUGGGAAUAUUGCUGACGGUAGUUGUUUUAAGCAGGAAAAGCAUGUCAACAUCCACAAACAGUUACCUGAUAUCACUAGCGAUGGCAGACUUGUUCUUUUUGGUUAUUAUGCUGAUGAGGGUUAUGGACACAAGACUUGACCGAGAGGCUCAUUACUGGUUCUUGAUUGUGUUGACUUACAGCAGCUCAUUACUCAAUCUCUUCCUCUUUGCCUCUGUGUGGUUAACUGUGAUGUUGGCUGUUGAACGAUACAUUGCCAUCUGCCACCCACUUCGAGCAAUGUCAAUCUGCACAGUUAUAAGGGCAAGAAUAAUCAUUGUUGUGAUAUUUGCAGUGGCACUGGUGUACCACAUACCUGAAGUGGUCAAGUUUAAGAUCACAUAUUUCUUGGACUAUUGUCUUGGAAAAGAAGUUCCAAUGACAACACCAACAGCAUUUGCCAUGAAUAUGAUAUUUCGAAAAGUCUACAACUGGGUGACAUGCUUCUUCUUAGCUGUUCUACCAUUCUGUUUACUGCUUGUAUUAAAUGGCUGCCUUAUAAGAGAGAUCCAUAGAUCUACAAACUACUUACGCUACCAUUUAGCAAGUGACUCCAAUGUGCAGACGAUCAUCACUGGUGAGGAAAUCAGGAUAACGCUGAUGCUCAUCAGUGUUGUUGUUGUGUUUUUUGUUUGCCAAGCUCCGUACAUUAUCCAUCAAGUUGUGGCCAGUAUUUACCCUGAUGUUUUACUAAAACAUUUAAACAUCCUCACUUAUGUGACGAUCCUUCUUCUUGUGACUCGAUCAUCACUGAACUUCAUCAUGUAUUGCUGGUUCAGUGAGAAAUUUUGGAACACCUUCAAGCGAACGUUUUGCAAGCCGUCAUGUCUGCUGAUGCGCGCCCCAACCUGGAUUAGGUCUCGUGUUUGGAACCACAGUGAACACGGGCACAGCAACAACAACCACACAGGUGUGGUUGGCCAUGGGGACAACAGGACCACCUCCACCCACUAUGAGAAUGGGCUUCUCCUCAGAUCCUUGUGUGACCACCACACCAACCACAUAGACCAUGUUGUCACUAAUGUCUAACAUCCAGGACCUAUCAGCAACCUGUAACUAUGAGAAUUAGAACAGGGAACACAGGACAUGAAACAUUUUAAGUAAUUUCCAAACUUAAGUCAUUUUCUUAAGUAUAGUAUCUCUCUAAUCAUAUAAGAAAAUGGCUAAAUAAUUUCUGAAUUCCUUUAUUGUCAUUGCCUUUAUUAAAAAUACAUAAUUUUAUGUUAAAAACACUUAUAUCAUUCUUUAAAUUUGAUUUUGAUUUUUUUUAAAUUGACUUAAGUGAAGAAAUGAGUUAAGAUGUUUAAUGAAUACCGGCCCAGGGCAUCAGAUAUCUAUGUUUGACCACACUACCAUCCUCUUGGGACCAAGGUGUCACCAAAUGUCAAGCCGCAAGGAAACCUUCAACUUUGAGAGCAGGCUUCAUCUUAGGUCCAUGAUCAGCCACCAUGCAACACCAGAGAUCAUAGUGUUACGAAUGGCUUACCGCCAUACUGAUAAACUUAAAACUUUGAGAAAUGGCCACUUCUCAAGUUUCAUGUAAGACUUCCAGACCAACCAAUUUUACUAUGGUAUCACAAGGAGCUAUAGUAAACCUCUUAUUUUGAAACAGGCUCUUGCUUGUAUUAUAUAUGUUUGACCACCUCAUCAUAAACAUAGACUCAAAGGCAUAACUGGCAUCAGACCAUCUGAACCAGUAACAAAAAAUUCCACUUACAGGAUUGGCUUCAUCAUAUCUGAAAGUAUAUCAACCAACUCAACAUUAAGGAAAAGGGGUCACAUAAUGUUUGACCACACCUGAGCCUAUUGAAAUCUCCAACUAUGUGAAAAAGUUUAUUCCAUGAGCCUUAUAUGGUCAGCAAUAGAACAAAGUACCAAAACAAUUGACCACACACAGCAGUAUUAUUUCACCAUCGAGUUCUAGUUCAAUUGGGGUGACCACCUAGACUGACCAGCAACUUCAAGAGCAGGGACUGUUGUAGUCGACUAAAUCCCUCAUUGGGCAUUAUGCAUUCAGUGCAAUGUUAAUGGUUGUGUACAAGCUGCUUAGUAGCAAAGCAAGAGUGGAGACUUCUCAUUUCAAGCUGCACUCUCACAGAUUUACCAUUUUUACAACUUUUUUUAUAUUUUGUCUAUGAAAGAGCAAAUUUUUGCGUAAAUAUCUGCAAUUAAGUGAUAUAAGACAACUGACAAAAAAUCAGAUCGCAGAUUUUCAUAUUUCCAUUCGAAAAUUAAUGUUUUAUGGCUUAAACCGUUACUUACAGUUUAAGAAAAAUGCAUAUAACAAUAUUUUUUUAACUUAAAUAUAAAAAUCUGCAGUCUUAUAUCACUGGUUUCCAUGGAUUUUCCCAAAAAUUUGCUCGUUCCAAGACAAAAAAAAAAAGUUGUCAAAAUGUCCAAUCUGUGAUAGUGCAGCUUUAAAUGAAGGCAGUCAAAACAUAUGAAUUUAAAUGGAUGCAUAUUGAUAAUAGAACAACAAGAUGCCAUUCACAUGACAUUCUCUUUCAGCUGGGAGUUACAUAAUAUGACUGAUCCAGUACCCAAAUCAGAAUCAGUAGAUUGAUUCUCAGCCAAUAGCUUGUAUCAUGUGAGAGGAAGCCAGACAACAAUAAUAGGACUGAUGUGGGAAUAACCUCUUAAAUUGCAGAGUUUCCGAAUAAUAAACCCAAAAUAAAACACUGAAGAUCACAAUUCAGAGGACAAAAAUAUGCAUCCAUAUUAAAUUAAAUGACACAAGAGUGUAAUGAUAUUUAACCGUGCAAAACUGUCCUGUUUCAAUUUCAGUUCUUUCAGUAUUACAGAUAAUAAAUAGCUCAAUUAUUGACCUUGAUUUAAAAUAUUGUUUCCAUAUGCUUAUUGACAGUAUUAAGCAUUUUUUAAAAACAGUAGGAUUAGUACAAAAAUGUUUAACAUCAGGUUAAAGACUUCAAACAGAAAUAACAUCUUAUGUUUUGUUUACAUUCAAAUUUGUUUUUUGAUAUUUGUUUAUAUGAAAUCCUGUUGAGCUCAUUACUUUAAAAAGUUAAAUAUAAUGCAUAUUACA